Messenger RNA from Cercospora beticola, 1839 nucleotides. RefSeq lists its product as uncharacterized. Lineage: Eukaryota; Fungi; Ascomycota; Dothideomycetes; Mycosphaerellales; Mycosphaerellaceae. Gene Ontology annotation, molecular function: transmembrane transporter activity. The record is from RefSeq and is a predicted model, not a curated record. Gene Ontology annotation, biological process: transmembrane transport. Gene Ontology annotation, cellular component: membrane.
UAGCACACGAAAACGGUAGGGGUCUUUCAUUCUUGUUUUCCGUUCUGUAGAACUAUGACCUUCGCUCCGACCACCAUGUGCAACGAGACCUGAACAUCAUUACUUUUCUUGAGACAGCGGCCAUUUCUCUCCUUUUGCGUAUCGCGCGGCCACCAUGGCAGGACAAGUUCGCGAUGGAUCUUCUUCACCUCCAUCGAAGGAGGAUGGACGAGUUCGCAUGACUUUUGAGAGUACAGAAGAAGAUGCUUACGAGCUGUCGGAGUAUGCUGUUGCCAAGAAAUGGAGAGGGACGCCGGCGGAUAGGAAGGAUAUGUCGCAGCUGGGGCGCGUGCAACAGUUGAGGCGAAACUUCCAAUUCCUGUCCAUCCUUGGAUUCGGCUGCACACUCAUCGCGACAUGGGAAGUGUUGCUGACGACCAUCGCCUCCGUCCUGACAAAUGGAGGCACCGCCGGUGUGAUCUGGGGCUACAUUGUGGUUGUCUUCGGAUUCAGCUUUGUGUACAUGUCGAUCGCCGAGAUGACCUCCAUGUCUCCCACCUCCAGUGGCCAGUACGCAUGGGUCAGUGAAUUUGCACCUCAGCCAGCACAGAAGUUUCUCUCGUACCUGAUGGGCUGGCUGUGUUUCACUGGCUGGCAAUGCGCCAUCACGAGUAUCACUUACUUGGCCGGGACCAUUAUUCAAGGACUCAUCAUUCUCAACAACGACUCUUAUGUUCCGGAGAGAUGGCACGGAACCCUUCUUGUGAUUGCGGUGGCCGCCUUUGCUGUUCUCUUCAACACAGUUCUGGCCAAGAAGCUCCCCAUGGUCGAGGGCUUGCUUCUUAUCCUCCAUGUGCUCGGCCUCUUCGCAAUCAUUAUUGUGCUUUGGGUAUUGGCGCCUACUGCAAAUGCGAAGGAUGUGUUCACGCAGUUCACGAAUGCUGGAGGAUGGAACUCCAAUGGCACAUCCUUUAUGGUUGGCCUACUCACUCCGAUCAUUUCCCUGAUUGGAUUCGACUGCGCAGUACACAUGGCCGAAGAAGUCAAAGAUGCCGGCAAAACCCUACCGAAAGCCAUGCUUUGGUCCUUCGGCUUCAACAGCGUCCUCGGCUUCCUCAUGGCAGUCACCAUGUGCUUCACCCUCGGCGACGUAGACAGCAUCCUCGCAAGCAAAACCGGCUUCCCAUUCAUCCAAGUCUUCUUCAACGUAACACAAUCCUACGCCGGCGCCUCAAUCCUAACCCUCAUUCUCAUCCUAACCCUCACAUCCUCCGCCAUCGCCGAAAUCGCCACCGCCUCCCGCCAACUCUGGUCCUUCGCCCGCGACCGCGGAAUGCCCGGCCACACCUGGCUCUCCCACGUCACCCCAGGCUGGAACAUCCCUCUCAACGCAGUUCUAAUCUCCCUCUUGGUAACCUCUCUCCUCUCCCUCAUCAACAUCGGAUCCACAGCAGCAUUGAACGCAAUCCUCGCCUUAACAGCUGUCUCCUUAUUAACAUCCUACAUCGUCGUUAUUGGAUGCGUGUUGCUUAAAAGGCUGAGACGACAACCGCUGCCGAAUCGGAGAUGGAGUUUAGGGAGGUGGGGAGGGGUUGUGAAUGCUAUCGCGCUGUGUUUUUUGUUGAUGAUUUAUUGUUGGAUGUUCUUUCCUGCUGCUACGCCUGUGGAGCCCGAGAGUAUGAAUUGGGCAAUUGUUAUGUUUGUGGGGAUUAUGGCGAUUGCGACGGUUUGGUAUUUUGUUAAGGGGCAUGAGAGUUAUGUGCCGCCUGUGGCGCUUGUUAGGAGGGAGGAGUGGGAGAGGUAGAUAGUGAAAGAAGGCGGUGUAGAGGAGAGGAUGAGGAUGAGAUAGAAUUGUAGAAC